AUGAACAAGUACGAAAUUCUGGGAGUAGUUGGUGAAGGGGCCUAUGGUGUGGUUCUAAAAUGCCGGCACAAAGAGUCUGGUGAAAUGGUUGCUGUAAAGAAGUUCAAAGACAGCGAAGAAAAUGAAGAUGUCAAGAGAACAACCCUUCGAGAGCUCAAGAUGCUCCGCACCCUCAAACAAGAAAAUAUUGUCGAGCUGCGGGAAGCAUUCCGGCGGAAAGGGAAACUCUACCUUGUGUUCGAAUAUGUGGAAAGGAAUAUGCUGGAGUUACUGGAGGAGAUGCCAAACGGAGUUCCACUGGAAAAAGUACGGAGCUAUACGUUCCAACUGUGUAAAGCUAUACAGUGGUGUCAUAGUCAAGACAUAAUACACAGAGACAUCAAACCUGAAAACCUGCUGAUCAGUAAACAAGAUACCCUCAAGUUGUGUGACUUUGGUUUUGCCAGGAGUAUAACAGGAGGUCUAGUUGGGGUCUAUACAGAUUAUGUCGCCACAAGAUGGUACAGGUCCCCAGAACUACUGCUGGGGUCAGCAUACGGUAAAUCUGUGGACGUCUGGUCCAUCGGCUGUAUAAUGGGGGAGCUCUGUGAUGGACAACCUCUGUUUCCUGGUGAAAGUGAGAUUGACCAACUCUACGUCAUUCAGAAGGUCAUGGGUCAAUUACCCUCAGAACAGAUGAACAUGUUUUUUCACAACCCUCGUUUUUCUGGCCUGAAGUUCCCAUCAGUGACUAAACCCCAGACACUACAGAAACGUUACCAGGGAGUUCUCAGCAGUGUCUAUCUAGACUUUAUGGAGAACACACUGCAGCUGGACCCUACUGACCGCUUCCUUAUAGAGGAGUGUAUCAACCAUCAGGUCUUCCAGACGGAACAGCUUCUCAACCGCACACACAACAUUCCGAUCAAGUACGCCCGCACCGGCAGCAGCAAGAAACGCAAGAAGGAAUUCCCUGACAGUAACAUAGACAGUGAAAAUUUAAAGAACCUCCAUAAGAGUCGACCUGAUACAGGGGUGUCAGAGGAAGCCAAGCCAUCCCAGGGUCCUCCACAAGUCCAGAGAGUGAUGGCAGCACAGGAGGAAAAGAUGGAUACCAGUGAGGAUAGCUAUAUACAAAUGCCUGUUACUAGUAAAUACAUCAAACAGGCUAAAAAUCUGUCCAAAAGUAAUGCUGACAAACUGGCCAGUCAGCAGGAGACUAAUAAACAGCCAGUGACACAAUCUGUUCAAAGGGAAGCAACUCGUGUUGAGAAAUAUGACUCUCGCUCACGAACCCCUAAACCUGUGUUAGAGAGAGGAGACACAAAAGGCCAGUCUAUAGAUAGUGGUGGUCAGUUUGACCGCGAGAAAACUCUGGUGCUUGAUAACGGAUAUAAAAUGAGAAUGACUGACAAAUCAGGUGGUAUAGAGGAAGGUAUGGCAAGAGGAGGGAGACAUAAUAGUACCACUAGUGAACGAACAGUGGACACCAACAAUAGGUCAGUGUCGAGAACUAGUCAAGAAAGCCGACAUCACAGCACGUUUGCCGAUUUCCGUAAUGCAAAUGUGUUGGAAAGUGGGUUACAAAGUGCAUCUACAUUAACCACUGCCCAUAGUCAAACUAGCUCAUCUAAUAUAGACAGUGCAUCACCGCGUACAGAAGAUCUCGACUCACCCGGAUUACAUAGCGAAUCCAAGUACCUCAAGCGUAAAGACAAUGCUAAAGUUGUGCCAGAUUUGUCAGGAGAGGCAAAGCCUGUAAAACAAUCAUACUCCAAAGAAAGUUUGUCGGAUUCUCCGACUGCUACGCCUCGUGAAAUGAAGGGAGGCAAUUCUCAGUAUAAAUCAUCCUCUACCUACACUGUCAACUUACAAGCGCCAAAUCAUGCCCAUAGUCAAGAAUCAUCAGAAAAUUCCAAAGGCCAAUUCGGAAGUCCCCAGGUGGAAAGGAAAAAGUUUCUGGAUAAAGCUAUGCAGGAAGAGUUAAAAAGGAUCAAGUCCAGUACUCUCGGCCGCAAGAAGAGCCAGGAUAAGAUCCAUCAGGGAUCCUUUAUACAAACAAUCACUGACAAACUCUCAGAUGCCAAACUCCAAACAGCAGAUUCCAAAUAUAGGGAGAGCAGCUUCGUCAACUAUAAUGGAACGAAUAAGGCUGUCAACAAACGAAACCGCAAUCAAUAUUAUGACGGGAGCGUGACUGCACGAGAACGUUUGGGUAGCUACAGUCCUACCCCAGGAUCCCUGAUGCUUAGUGUUGUUGACCUGAAUUUUCAUCGAGAACCUAGUUCCUUCACCCAUACUCCAGCUGUCCAGACCCGCACCCACAGUAAAUAUAUUUCAAUGCAGACUUACCAGAACAAUGCAGAUGUUAGUCAGUCCCCGGGCUACUCCCACCAGCGAGGAGGCCCCGGGGGUGGGGGUUAUGCUCAGCAGGAUAACUGGAGAGUAGCAGAUAGCAACCAAGAAUGGCAGACACAAGCGACUCGCAAGAAGAAAAAGAAAAAGUUUCUGCAGAUUCUAGCCAAUGAGAAUGCUGGGAGAAUGACCCCAACAACACGUCUCCAUCUAAAUCAGUCAAGGGCAAGUCAUCUAGACUAUGAUGAUGACGUAGAGGAGGGUCAGACAUCGGCACGAGAACCAUUACAGAACUGGGAAUACUCGGCUAAAGACGGUUUAUACAGCAGUCGUCAUCAAUAUGCCAAGGCAGCAGCAUCCCUUCGCAAACAAACACGCACCCCAGUGGAUAAGGGAACAAGACUACAGCCCCUACAGAAACCGCCUCCACACCUGGGUAGCCUAGCCCCAGGGAAUAGUGCAGGUGGAGCCAUGGAUCCCAUGUGGCAUGGCCACCACUCCCAUGGCAAGUCAGACUCUGACACGCGUCUCGUAAACAACACUGGCACAGACCUCCGUACAGGCUGGAUGUCUCGACCUCAGUCUGUCUUGGGGGAUGACUCUUCAGACAUAUAUCACUACACACCACGAGAACCUACAGAGCUCAAAUCUCUAAAGGGAGGCAAGCAGGGUCGGCACCACAUGGAUUUACGAGGAACGCGAGAUUAG
Messenger RNA from Ylistrum balloti, 3042 nucleotides. RefSeq names its product cyclin-dependent kinase-like 5. Gene Ontology annotation, molecular function: ATP binding; protein kinase activity. Gene Ontology annotation, cellular component: nucleus; dendrite cytoplasm. The transcript has 19 exons. NCBI's taxonomy places the organism in Eukaryota, Metazoa, Mollusca, Bivalvia, Pectinida, Pectinidae. Bases 1 to 3042 code for a protein of 1013 amino acids. The record is from RefSeq and is a predicted model, not a curated record. Gene Ontology annotation, biological process: protein phosphorylation; positive regulation of axon extension; regulation of dendrite development.